CGACUCGCCUCCACAAUAUCUAGAGUGAGAAAGGGGAGCGUUUUGGAGAGAGAAAUAUAGAGAGAGAAAGAUUAGGUUUUCUUCGUGCACAUUCCCCCAUUGCAGAAAACACCUCAUAAUUUAGGGUUUUUAUCGUGUAUCCAUAAACUGCGAUUUCUAAAUAUUCACUUGAUUUUGUUUUGGGUUAUGCUUUGACUGAUCAAAGGUUUGGCUUCAAUUGAUGGAUGAGAUUUGGGAAAGAGCGGUGGAGACAGCUCUGGACGGCCAAACGGACUUCGCUUCGGUUCGAACAUUAACUCUAGACGGAGCCGUGAAGUGCGUUCAUGGUCGCUUGCCUCCGCCGGCCCUGUUCGAGAGGUUUCAGAACCUUCAGCACCUCUCCAUAGCAAACAUCGGUGUUUCGUCCCUGGAACAGUUUCCCCGGCUUCAUAACCUGCAAAAGUUAAUUUUAUCAGAUAAUAGAAUCGCUGCGGGGCUAGAAUUCCUCGUAGAGGCUGGUUUAAACUCGCUUCGGGACCUCGAUUUGUCGAACAACAGGAUUCAGGAUAUAGAUGAUCUUCGGCCGCUAGCAGAGCUCAAACUGGUCUCGCUUGAUCUGUAUGAGUGUCCGGUGACAAGGGUUAAGGAUUAUCGAUCUAGGGUUUUUGGAUUGAUUAAGUCGUUAAAGUACCUGGAUAAGAUGGAUGCGGAGGAAAAUGAGAGGCCGGAGUCAGAUGAUGAGGAGGACGAGGAAGAGGACGAAGAGGAGGAGGAUGAUGAUCCUGGGAGUGGGGAAGUUGACGGUGAAGAUAGGCCUUACAGGGUGAGCAACGGGCACAAAGCUGGGAGUGAUGGGGUGCUUGAUGUGGAUGAGGAUGAGAGUGAUGCUGAUGAGGAAGAGGCAGAGACUUCCAGAGGAGCUAGUCGAGUGAAGCAAGCUAAUUCACAUCAGCAGUCCAAUGGUUUUAGAAUAGCCGCAGCUGGUGAUGAUGAUGAGGACGAUGAUAAUGAUGAAGAUAAUGAUUCAGCUGAGGAAAUAGAUGAAGAUGAUGGGGAUGAUGAUGAAGAUGAUGUGGUAGAGGUUCAUGAGAUUGAUGACAGUGAUGAGGAUGAGGAUGGGGUGGAAGAUGAUGAUGAAGAUGAUGACGAUGAUGAGGAUGAGGAGGAAGUGGAUAAUGAUGAUGCUGAGCCAGAGAGUACUGGGAGGCUGGCUAGCACAGAAGGGGAAAUUGAUGGGCAUGAGCAAGGGGAAGAUGAAGAUGACGAGGAUGAUAAUGGAGAGACUGGUGAGGAAGAGCAGGGAGUGGAGGAUGAUCAUGAUGGUGAAUUUGAUGACGAUGAGGAUGCUGAGGAUGAGGAAGAAGAUAAUGAUGCUGGAUAUCUGGUUCAACCUGUUGGACAGGUGGAGGUAGAUGCUGGAGGCAGUGAUAUGGAGGCAGCAAAUGGAGACGAGGAUCAUGAGUUUGAUGGAGGAGUGGAGGAGGAGGAUGACGAUGAUGAUGAUGGUGAAGUUCAGGAGGUGCCACCAUCCCAAUCUACUACUAAGAAGAGGAAGAGAGAUGGAGAUGAAGAUGAUGGCAGUGAUGAUGACAAUGUUGUUGACUGUGGGAAGUCAUCAAAGCGGCGUUAGUUAAAAAGAAUGGUGGUGCCAGGUGGCAGUGGUGCCGUGCUUGCAAGAAAGAUUCUUCCACUAGGAGGUGUGAAA
This is a messenger RNA of Ipomoea triloba (trilobed morning glory), 1684 nucleotides long. Its product is annotated as acidic leucine-rich nuclear phosphoprotein 32-related protein. The record is from RefSeq and is a predicted model, not a curated record. Bases 221 to 1609 code for a protein of 462 amino acids. Gene Ontology annotation, cellular component: nucleus. Lineage: Eukaryota; Viridiplantae; Streptophyta; Magnoliopsida; Solanales; Convolvulaceae. Gene Ontology annotation, molecular function: histone binding. The transcript has 3 exons.